AUGAAUCCAGCAAUGACACCUUGUGCAGCACCUCCUGGAUACUAUGGUGGACCAUACAUGCCAUCUCUCAACCCAGGCCAAAGUGGGUAUCCUUAUCGUUGUGUACCAGUUCCUGGGAGCUAUCCAGUGCCAUUUCCUGGAUAUGGUGGACCAAUACCACAACCAUUCCUUGGACCACCACAGCCAUAUCCCAGCACACCCUGUGCAUAUGGCCCAUAUCCUGGAAUGUUCCCACCUGGAUACAUGGUACCUCAACAGCAAUACCCACAGCCAUGCAUGUAUGGAGGACUACCAAUGCCACCACCACCAUUGGCACACUCACAGGAUGGGGCAGCUGUACAAUGUCCUACUAUGUCAACAAAUGGAAUUCCUAAUAACAUCCUUGACCAGGAACAAAGAACUGGUUCAGCACUGAUGAGACCUGGAGAUGACGACAGCAGCUGUGCAUAUGACCUGCCUACUGCAGCACACCAGCAGCAGAAGUCUACAGUUCCCAGCAAGUGUCCACCAGGGUUUCAACAAAUACGGAGUGGUGAUAUAUCACCUGCUAGUAUGCAGUGGAAUACCAUGGUGUCACAUGAUGAUCCCCAAGUUCCUGGAAUUCCACACACAGAAGACAUAGAGGAUAGAGACCAAACUGAUGACAGUAAGUCUGGGUUAUGGCUACCGAGUAGUGAGUAUCCAACUGGUGGUUGCCAAACAACUUCAGACAUAGAGGACAAGAAUGUUCCUGAAGGCAGUUCAUCUGAGUUAUGGCUACUGAGUAGUGAGCAUUCAACUGCUGGUUGCCAUUUAACUCCAGAUUCUGACAUAACAUCCAACUGCCAACCAUUCCCGGAUUUGACUUUGGAUACACAGCCUCCUAGGAGUGAUCUGUUGCCUGAGCAUAGCAACAAGUCUGUUGUAAAUGCUCUGGCAUCCAGCAAUAUACAGAUGUCCUCCUGUGAAGAGCUUGGUACAGAUGAGACAGAUGUGGCUACCUCUGAAUCCCUUACACCACCAGUUCAGGAAGAGGAGCCCAUAUCUAUGGAAGAGACUUGUGAAAAAGAAACAUACCCCGAUAGCUUCUCCAGUGACUCCAAUGAUACAGUGUCUGUCCCAGCUCCAGCUGUGUAUUUUACCACCACCACUAAAAGUGACAACUCAGAUGGCACAACCAAGUUUACUUGGAAUGCUGCCAGCAAGGACCUGCAUUUUACUUGCAGAGAAUACCUUGUUUGUGCCUUCCAGUAUGUUUACUGUGGGCUGUGUUUUUCAUCUGGGCUGCCACUGGAGAACAAGUGCUGGGUUGUACCAUGGCCCAUCACAUUGACAUAG
Messenger RNA from Saccostrea cuccullata (small rock oyster), 1317 nucleotides. RefSeq names its product eukaryotic translation initiation factor 4 gamma 3-like. The transcript has a single exon. The record is from RefSeq and is a predicted model, not a curated record. NCBI's taxonomy places the organism in Eukaryota, Metazoa, Mollusca, Bivalvia, Ostreida, Ostreidae. The coding region runs from base 1 to 1317 and encodes 438 amino acids.